Molecule: messenger RNA, 1886 nt
Organism: Paramacrobiotus metropolitanus
Lineage: Eukaryota; Metazoa; Tardigrada; Eutardigrada; Parachela; Macrobiotidae
Exons: 5
Coding region: 51-1886 (611 amino acids)
Molecular function (GO): protein binding
Source: RefSeq, a predicted model, not a curated record
UUUAAACACAUUUUUUAUCGGAAUUCCUUUAGAUCUCAUCUGGUUAAGAAAUGGCCAGUCAAGGUACAGCACCAAAAUCAACCAAAGCGUGUUUCGCUAGUUGGGUUCAUAAGCGUUGGAAAUCCCUGUCAUUACAUCGAAAACGCAGCAAGGGCAUUCUUCGAGUAGACCUUUCCGCCGAUGUUCAGGAAGCCAUCACCGAGGACACUAAUUGCCGUCAAAUCUUAGGGAAAAACUUGCAGCCGGUUGUUUACGAAUCCGCCACGAGACAGUUCUCUCUAGGGUAUUUGUGCGGCGUGGACUGGCCAGGACGUCGCGCCUUGGUGGAUUUCCUCUGUCACAACCGUCCACCCCGAUGGCUUCCCGCUGGGAAGGUACGCCAGCAUAAACCAGUAGAAACUAGGGAGAUUCUCCCCCAUAUUGUGGUCACAGCUGCGUUGCGGCCGAGCUCCGAUCAACCGUACGUAUUCCAACCGGCUCGAAUUAUUUUUCCCCCGGCUACGGAUAUCUACGGCCAAAUCAGACCAAUAUGUGUGGAAGUAACGCGUCCAGGCAGCGCUGGCUUUAUUCGGAAAUUCGUUCACCCAGUCCAGGUGCGCGUUGUGGCGGAGUCUCCGGGAACAGAUGAGUCACUGGUCGCAUACUGCCGUCUGCUGCUGAAGCAAACGGCGCGUCUCAAUUUCUGUCCGGGUGCGCCAAAUAUUGAUUUACGGAACUUAUUGAAAGAUUUCAACGAAAUUCCCUGGAUGACAGUUGUACGGAUAUGGCUGGAUACCGAAGGCAUCCACUGUGUUUACACAGAAAAAAAAACGGGCGUUUUCCGUCAGGCGGAUAUGGAAUAUCUGGUCCGCAAGUCCCAGUGGCGUCACACAAUUCAACGUAGUUCGCUUCCGCGUUCCAACAGCACUGACACUGAAAACACUAACAUAAACCGUUCCGUGCCCCUGGGAAUGCUGCCAUAUGAACUGCACGAGUGCAUUAUGCUGCAAAUCCAAGACAUUCACAGCAUCAUUAGCGCCCAAAGAGUUUGCAAGACCUGGUACGACAUUCUGAACGGCCGCUACCGUAGUCCACACGUAGCUGUGGACUUGACCAACCUACUAAUCGAUGGUCCAAGCAACCGGGAGCGAAAGUACAGACUCACUUAUCUGCUUAAUAUCCUCGACAACACCUUUUUGUCAAUUAAGGUCAGACGUGUACCGGUAAUCGUUUUAAAGAACAUCCGCUGCUUUGGCCCCCUUGCGGUGAAUUUCCAGACGCAGCGGCUAGAAUGGGCCAACCUCAGCAACUUAUUGCAGGCUUGCCAAGUGCUGCGCUUGCGUGACGUUACCAUUUCUACCGUCUUUGGGCCCAUCGCCGGGUUGUGGUGUAUACCGGGCGGAUUCCGAGAGGACGUCGAUGUUUUCGUUGAGGAAGCCGGGCUGCACUGCUCACUCGGUGAAACUGAUCGUUUGGUAUAUUUUCUGCAGCUUUUGAACGCUGGCUGUCCCGAACUCUCCGCGAAGGAUGUAAUCGGCAUCAACGAAGCCUGCCAUAAGAUAGUCAUCUGGGACAAGCAUCCGUUACACAACCCGUUGUGGCACAUGCUUACAUUGCUGAACGAACCGAUAACCAUGGAGCCACAACCGCCGCUGUGCAGACUCGCCGCCCACGCCUUCCGCUACUCGUAUCCCAAGGAGAUAUCCCACCACUCUGGCAGCCGCCGUAAGGCACGCUCAGUGUCACGUGACCAGCUGCGCCACCAGACGAACGGCGUCUGGGAUAUACCGGUUGGCCACGGGCACGGCCACUUUGCGUCGGUGACAGCGCAAAAAUGUAAUGAUACUGUUAAGUGUGCACUGUCGAAUUCCCCGAAAACAAAGCUGGACCAUAAACUCAGUAGAUAA